Messenger RNA from Pieris rapae (cabbage white), 2225 nucleotides. RefSeq names its product probable cytochrome P450 301a1, mitochondrial. The record is from RefSeq and is a predicted model, not a curated record. The coding region runs from base 61 to 1647 and encodes 528 amino acids. NCBI's taxonomy places the organism in Eukaryota, Metazoa, Arthropoda, Insecta, Lepidoptera, Pieridae. The transcript has 8 exons. Gene Ontology annotation, molecular function: iron ion binding; monooxygenase activity; heme binding.
UGCCGUAGUAAUCUCGCGCUACCAGUCACCGCCAAACCUCCGAACGAGGCGGCCUUAAUCAUGGGCCGUUCGCUCCAGUCAUUCACGGGUUAUGUCCGCCCUUUCUCCAUCAUAGGGUCACGCCAGGCAUCGGGAUGCCCCUUUUCAAAACGUCAACGUUCCCAAAUAGCACCCACCGCCGCGCUUACCGACGAAGUAUUCUCAAACGCAAAACCCUACUCGGAGGUGCCCGGCCCCAAACCUAUCCCCCUUUUGGGGAAUACGUGGCGAAUGGUACCAGUCAUUGGUCAAUUUGACAUAUCUGAAUUCGCGAAGGUAACACAACAGUUUCUGGAUAAAUAUGGAAGGAUUGUGCGCCUCGGUGGAUUGAUUGGGAGGCCGGAUUUGCUGUUCGUGUAUGAUGCUGAUGAGAUUGAGAGGAUGUAUAGGCGGGAGGGACCGACUCCGUUUAGGCCUGCCAUGCCUUGCCUCGUGAAAUACAAGUCUGAAGUGCGGAAGGAUUUUUUUGGUGAUUUACCAGGAGUUGUUGGAGUACAUGGCGAACAAUGGCGCACAUUUCGUUCAAAGGUGCAAAGACCAAUACUUCAGCCGCAGACGGUGAAGAAGUACGUAGCACCUAUCGAGAUGGUGACAGAAGAUUUCAUCAGAUACAUGGAGAAUGCACGAGAUGAAAUUGGAGAUUUGCCGAAAGACUUUGACAAUGACAUCCAUAAGUGGUCUCUUGAAUGUAUUGGCCGAGUCGCCCUAGAUGUUCGUCUAGGCUGUCUAUCAAAUGACCUAACGAACAACUCAGAGCCGCAAAGGAUAAUCGAUGCAGCCAAAUUCGCACUCCGGAACGUCGCAGUAUUGGAAUUAAAAGCUCCAUACUGGAGAUACAUACCAACACCACUUUGGACGAAAUACGUCAAUAAUAUGAACUUUUUUGUUGAACUCUGUACGCGAUACAUCAAUGAAGCGUUAGAACGCCUGAAAACCAAGAAGGUGACGUCAGAGAACGAUCUAUCUCUCUUGGAACGCGUGCUGAAGAGUGAAGGAGACCCAAAAAUCGCUACCAUCAUGGCACUUGAUCUUAUACUCGUUGGCAUCGAUACGAUAUCAAUGGCAGUAUGUUCGAUACUGUACCAGGCAGCAACAAGAGUGGAGCAACAAGAGAAAAUGGCGGAAGAAAUACGUAAAGUACUCCCAGAUCCUAGUAAGCCUUUGACGUACGCUGACUUAGACAAACUUCACUACACUAAGGCGUUUGUUCGAGAAGUUUUCAGAAUGUAUUCAACUGUUAUUGGAAACGGUAGGACCUUACAGGAAGAUGACGUAAUUUGCGGAUAUCAUAUACCAAAAGGCGUACAAGUCGUAUUCCCAACAAUAGUGACGGGUAAUAUGGAGCAAUUUGUGUCAAAUCCAAAGGAAUUCAAACCAGAGCGCUGGUUAGAAGAAAAUGGAAGGUUGCAUUCCUUCGCUUCCCUUCCGUACGGUUUCGGAGCACGAAUUUGUUUGGGAAGACGAUUCGCUGAUCUCGAAAUACAGGUUCUAUUGGCUAAGCUAUUACGCCGUUAUAGACUAGAAUACCACCACGACCCACUGGAAUACGCUGUGACAUUUAUGUAUGCUCCCGAUGGACCUCUACGUUUGCGUAUGAUUGAACGAUAAAAAAGAUGGUUCCCAGUCUGCUUUAAAUUGACACAUGACAGAGACAUUACUAAAGUAUACAGACGCACGGAAGGUUAUUUUUCCUAUCGUUCAAUUACGUUAUGUGUUGCUAUGUAAUAUAAUGUAUUGCGUUUAAAAACGAAUCUAUACUAACGUUUUUUGUGCAUUAUGAAAUAAGUAAAAAUAUACUAUCACAGUUUACAUUACGUUAUAAUGAAACAAUAUUGCUCAUGGAAGUUAUAGUAAAAUAUAUGACAGGUUUGAUUAAAAUAAGUUUAUGUUUAAUAAUUAAAUUAAUAUUAAACUCUUGCCGUCAAAAUAUGACUUGGUCAUGACUUAUGUCAUACUUCUCAAACAAAUUAGAAAAAAUGUGACGUUUGGCAUUUGAAUCAGAGCGUUGAUUCUUGGUUAAUUGUGACAUUUUCUGUAAUGUCAAACUUACCUUAGUAACAAUUUUUAAAACUUUGAAAUUUUCUCAUACAAUUGUUAAAGGAUAAUCUAGAUGUAAAUCAUUUAUAUACGCGCUAUAUUAACAAUAAAUAAACAUCACAUCACACCAAGAUUAUGUAUAUAAUAUG